This is a messenger RNA of Equus quagga, 890 nucleotides long. RefSeq names its product coiled-coil domain containing 93 (gene CCDC93). The transcript has 6 exons. Gene Ontology annotation, biological process: Golgi to plasma membrane transport. The coding region runs from base 1 to 870 and encodes 289 amino acids. The record is from RefSeq and is a predicted model, not a curated record. NCBI's taxonomy places the organism in Eukaryota, Metazoa, Chordata, Mammalia, Perissodactyla, Equidae.
AUGCAGGGCCCGGGCGCGAAGCUCCAGCAAACGUCGGCCCUCACACCGUCACCGGAGAGGAGCUCUGGCGUCCCGGCCAGUCCCAGCUUGUCCCAGCUUUACCCGGGGCUGCCCUCGCGCAGGCGCAGUCGCGCCGCGCUCCCGCCCCAGCGCGCAUGCUCCGCCGGGCCGUGGCGCUCCCUGCUGGGGCCGGCGGCGGCGGUAGCGGAGGAAGUUGCCGCUUUGCACUCCACCCCGGUAGCAGCUCCGCGGCUGGGGACGGCUUCCUGCGGGUGCUCCGCAGUCUUCGCUGCCGCAGCCGCUCGUCAGUCCGACUGGAUCAUGGGGUUGCCCAAAGGGCCAGAGGGCCAAGGUCUCCCGGAGGUAGAAACAAGAGAAGAUGAAGAACAAAAUGUCAAGUUGACUGAAAUUUUGGAGCUCUUGGUUGCAGCUGGGUAUUUCAGGGCAAGAAUUAAAGGCUUGUCACCUUUUGACAAGGUAGUAGGAGGAAUGACUUGGUGCAUUACCACAUGCAACUUUGACAUAGACGUUGAUUUGCUCUUUCAGGAAAACUCUACAAUAGGUCAAAAAAUAGCACUAUCAGAGAAAAUCGUCUCAGUCCUGCCAAAGAUGCAAUGUCCCCACCAGCUGGAGCCCCACCAGAUCCAAGGGAUGGAUUUUAUUCACAUAUUUCCUGUUAUUCAGUGGCUGGUGAAGCGAGCUAUAGAAACAAAAGAAGAGAUGGGUGACUACAUCCGCUCCUACUCUGUGUCCCAGUUCCAGAAGACCUACAGUCUCCCUGAGGAUGAUGACUUCCUCAAGAGAAAAGAAAAGGCCAUCAAGACUGUUGCUGACCUCUCAGUAAGUUCCCCUGUCCAAGUCCCUGUGUAAGAGAAGAACGUAGGUUCACA